Tigriopus californicus is the source of this 1163-nucleotide messenger RNA. It is a transcript of the gene EloB, whose product is annotated as elongin-B-like. The transcript has 2 exons. NCBI's taxonomy places the organism in Eukaryota, Metazoa, Arthropoda, Copepoda, Harpacticoida, Harpacticidae. Bases 218 to 574 code for a protein of 118 amino acids. Gene Ontology annotation, molecular function: protein binding. Gene Ontology annotation, biological process: transcription elongation by RNA polymerase II. Gene Ontology annotation, cellular component: elongin complex; VCB complex. The record is from RefSeq and is a predicted model, not a curated record.
CCACUGCGCAGUCACCCUGAAAGCCUGUGCAACUGGAAAGUGUGAGCUCUGAACGAGGGCAACUUCUGCUGCUCCAACUACAACUCGACCCACUGCCUCCACCCUCGAGAAGAGGCUCCAUCCCACGCCCCACGGACCCCAUUUGUCGCGCUAGAAUCCCUCGUGGUGCGUGUGUCUCGUUGCUGAAUUUGGGUGGAUCCUCGCUGGAUUUUUGGCCAUGGACGUGUUCCUGAUGAUCCGCCGUCGGAAGACGACCAUGUUCCUGGAUGCGAAGGAGACGACCACGGUGCUGGACCUCAAGCGGAUGAUUGAGGGCAUCACCAAGAAACCACCCAACCAACAGAGGCUCUAUAAUCGCGAGGACGUUGUGAUGAAGGACGAGCGAACUCUGUCUGAUUACGGCCUAACCUCGACCAUGGCCAAAGCUCAGAGUCCGGCCGAAGUGGGCCUGGCUUUCCAAGAGAACGGCAGUUGGGAGGACCUCGAGAAAACGCCCUACUCCUCCCCGCCCGAAUUGCCCGACGUCAUGAAGCCCGGCCAAGAAUCUGCUGCUCAAGAGACAGCCACCGCCUAGUCUCUUGGGGCUCGAUCGGCAACCCACCACCCUCUCCCUUCUUUUAUUAUUAAAAAAUAUAUAUUCACUUCCCUGACUUUUUUCUCAGACCUGAUUUUGACUGUUCGUAACAACAGGAGGGCUCAGAACCUCGGUGUUCAAAAGUAUGCCCGCCCUUAAAGGAAUAAAAGAAAGUCGACUAGCCCAUAUACAAAUCCUUCUUGCUGACUUAAAAAGCCCUCUUCUUUUCUUCAAACCAACCCUCCCUCCUCGGCCAAAUGCGUAUGAAACGUAUGAAAUGAAUCGGAAAAAUAGUUCAUUUUCCCCCCUCAAGAUGGCUGUGUAUCUGCUUGAAGAAAUGGCUCUCAACCAUCUCGUAUUUGUCUUAUCACUUUCAUUGCUGCUAUGACUGCAACUGCAACAACUUCUCCUCCUCAAUCACCAUCACCCCUGCCCCCUUUUCCCUAAACGAGGUCAAUGAGGCCAGUGAAUUUGCUCACUGGUCAUAGAAGGGAGAUUUUAGUUCACUAUCACUAAAAUCGCCCCUCAAUCUGAUCUCGUGUCACUCAAUCUCCCUUGGAAAAUAAAAAAAGAAACGCGACAAAUGGGA